Molecule: messenger RNA, 4119 nt
Organism: Uranotaenia lowii
Lineage: Eukaryota; Metazoa; Arthropoda; Insecta; Diptera; Culicidae
Product: pleckstrin homology domain-containing family M member 2-like
Exons: 6
Coding region: 120-1970 (616 amino acids)
Biological process (GO): positive regulation of membrane tubulation; lysosome localization; Golgi organization
Cellular component (GO): endosome membrane
Molecular function (GO): kinesin binding
Source: RefSeq, a predicted model, not a curated record
AGAACAGCUUUUUCCAAUCGAAGCUUAACACCGAGCGAAAAUUGUUUGACAAUUUGGUACCUAAGGGGGUUCGCUCUUUGAAUCGAGAACUAAUCGAGGACUUGAAUGCCGAAAUUGCCAUGGAAAUCGAACUGAGCUCAUCGACUUCGCAGUUGGAUAAAAUCCAACUGGAUGACUCGCAUAUCGGGGUAGGAGGCUACGGGCUGGUGCUUGGCGACAUCAAAUUCGAGGGUGGUGGGGUAGGCGUCGGCGAAGUCCCAAUCGAGAUUUUCAACGGAAAUCGAUUGCACAUUUUUCGCAACGAUAACGAAGUGCUGAUGAAGGUUUUCAAACUGUAUAACGGAUACAGCCGGGAAGGUUAUAUGACCCCGGUGCUGGUGUUUCUAACCGACAAGACACUGUACGUGACCGAUCAGGUGCGAAAUCGAUUGUGCAACAAGUUUGUGCUUCCUUACUCGGAACUGGAUGUGAUAUUAGUUGGUCCCUAUGGGAAUACGGUUCUUUUGAGCAACUCAGCGAGGGAUAUGCAACAGGUACUGCUAGCUGGAGGACCUUACCCGGCUGAUGGAUUGGUUUCAAAUUUGGAGCUUUGCGCCCGUCGUGGAGGUUUCAUUUUACCGGCGGUUGGUCAACUAACGCUUGAUCAUUUGGCACCGCUGCAAGCUUUCGUUCGAGAUCACUCGAACGUUAGCCGCGAAGACUCCUGGAAGUUCUAUGCUGUGGUUAAUGUUCCUGCUGGAUCGAUUGGUGGCGAAGAUGAACCUUUAGGCCCGAAUAUGAAGGGUCCCCUGAUGCACCGCAGAAUGUCCCAUGCUGGAUUUGUAGACCAAUGGUCGGCGGGCUACUUCUUGCUAAAAGCCGGUGUUCUUUAUCUGUUUGGAGAUGCAAGUCAAAAGUUACCGACCUGGGCCGUUGCUUUGGCGGAAUGUCAAGGUGCUAGACGAUCACUCACCUCGGGACGACCCUAUUGUUUUGAGCUACUUCUUCGUACUGGUGCGCUUCAACUAGCCGCACCCGAUGAGUACGUUGCAUCCGAUUGGUUACAAGCUCUAGUUCAGGCUGCUAGUGGGCUUUUCGAGCUACAGGAGCGACGUCAAACGCUCGGCUGUACUCUGAUUAUGACUUCUAAUCAUCUGUUGACUCUGCGGGAGGAUUUCAAUGCUCCACUCAGGCGAACCACUACUCUAUCCGGUGGCAGUGCUUGUUCCAGCAGAAUCAUGUCCCCGGCAAAGGAAAAUAUCAACCCGAACACUCAGCAGCAGCAACAACAACAACAACAGCUGCAUCAGAUGUCUACUGUAUCUACUCCGUCCGGACAUCAGAGGAAGCUCAGCAGCUCCAACAUGUUGGAUACAAACAGUGAGAUAAGUUCGAUCCGCUCCACGGGAAGUACCCCCAACAAAUUGAAUCCGACUGUAGCCGGAGCCGGAAGCACUACCAGUGAUCGGCGUUCCAACUCAACCACCAGCACCCCAACCAAGGCAAACCUUCUGCUGCGACAGAAUUGCCCUGGAGACGUGUUGAAUUCUCCUGCUCGUAGCUACCAGAGGCGACCUUCAUCCACGGUUGACGAACUACUCGGAGGCGGUGACGACCAAAGCUACACCAACAUGAGCAGUUUCUACGGCAAGAACUCCGGCGUAGAAGUUUUGACCUGCGCCAGCAUCGAUGAAAUGAUCGCCGUAAAAAUUCCGGCUAACUCGUCCAAUUGGUGGUGUAUUUUGGAAUUCGAAUGCCAGGAAGUUCGCGAAACCUCAGACGACUUGGUUGUCUUUUUCUCAACUAGCUCAGAACAGGAACGAUUCCUGUCAAUGUUGGAAUCAACUUGGCACUUGAAAAAGAGCGAUGCUUUUCCGGCUUCAAUCAUAACAAGUGAAGAUGAUUUGUACCAGCACUGCGCCAAACUGUUCUUGGACAUCAAUCGAUCCUGGGAACCUUUACUGUCGGCUGCGCUCGGAUAUCCACAGUAAGUUUACAUCACAGUUUUUUACUACUCAUCCGGUGUUCAACCAGCCACAGGACAACAGCUGUCGCUGCGUAUAUGAACCACCAUAGUACAUAAGUUUUGUAUCCUUCCGAACUUUUCUUGCAGUCCCUGCGUUCAGAAAUGAUUACUAUAGAUUUCGGGUUAAUUUUGGACAAGGGUAUUUUGAGGGAAAGGAUUGAUAAAAAAAAGUAUAAACAUGGUGAUAGCUCUUAGGAUAAGUGCUACUGGAAAAGGGAGGCUUUGUUAGGGACUUAAGUUUUGGCUGGCUCCAAUUUGUCUCGGCUAAGAGAUUUCAUUUCGUUGCUUGGUAACUUUUAAAAAUAUUCUCAACUCAUACCAUUGAUUUUGUGUCUGAGAAAAUUUCUCAACAAACUACGUCCUGGUGCUUAAGUUAUUCGGAACGCUGUAAAAAUUUGUUCUAUAAAUAUAUAGACAAUACGUAUAUAACAACUAAGCUAAAUCAAAAUUGUGAAAUUACAAAGUAUUAUUCGUUAAAAACACUAUACUUUCCAAGCAUGUUAUAUACACAAAAAUGUACGCAAAAGGUUACAUAAAUAUAUUUAGAUAUUUAGCUUCAUAUUUAUAAUCAAUGUACUGAGCUGUAGAUGCACAUUAUGUGUUUCUGAAUUUUUGAUGGUCUACAUUACUGACUUUAUAAAAGUGUUAAUCAAAUCGUGCCCCAAACGCUUCUCAUUACACAAGAGUCAUACUUGAUUGUGUCAUUUGUUGAUUUCAAAACUUUUCAGCUAUUUUUUGUUGUUUCCACUUUAAAUAACCAUGGAUAGUUUUUUUUUGUUGUUGCUUGCGCCAUAUUGUUUUCAGUUUAUUUUCAUAACCAUUCCGGUAGCUUUUAUACAUCACAAACUUUAAGAAAGUAUUAAAAAGUUUGUUUUUUAAGUUUUAAAAGAAUCUAAUUAUUUAUCGGAGUCUCAUUCGGAUCUACGUAAAAAUUUAAAUUCAUAAUUCAAAUUCGAUUACCAAAGCUUAACCCUUUAACAAUUGAUAAUUCAACAACCAUGACAUUUCUAUCAUGCUGAAAUGAUAAAUCAUCCAUCCAAUCUCAUCACGCAUUAUUCACAAUAAGAAUUUAGCACCAAUCGUAUAAACCGCUUAAAUUACCCCAGAGAUUGUAACUUUGAAUAAUAUAUUUACCAUGCUCAGAAUCUCUGCUUGAUGUGCUUUCACGGCUUAUAUAUUGGGCUUACCAGAAACCAAAAAUAGCUAAAAAUGAACUCAAUACACGCCCCAACUAACAAUAACCUAUAUAAGUAUAUAAAAAAAUAUAUAUUCAGCUAACAUUCAGCUUAAAAGUGAAACGAAACGCGCAAAUAUAUCACGGCUCCAGUACUGGGAAGUUCGCCUCAUGCUGCAUUACUCAACACAAAAAAAAUAACUCCUUUGUCGAUCUGGCACUGUUCUGAAUCAAACAUCUAGGUACUCCUAUAUAAAACCAACCUUUCACGAACUUUAAAUUAGGAAUUUCUCUCAAGCAAUCGGUCUCACCUAAUUGUAAUAAAUUGUAUCGAAUCGAAGCUAGUCAUCAAGAAGUUUAUGUGAAACGCUGUUAACCACUGAUAUAAAUAAAAAAUAGGUAUCGUAAUGGUAGUCAAACGAAAACAGCAAUAUUUUCUUUUUUUUUUUUCAAUAAGAUUUAUGAUUUAACAAAAACCCGUGCUGAUCUACAAAGGAAUGAACAAUCUCAUUUUGUAAGGGCGACAUGACUGAUUUUUGAGAUGGGACUAUAAAAAAGGUAAACAGAUACUCAAACCAUGUAUGCAGCAAAAUAAGAAUCAUACGAUAAAAUAUUUAUAAAAAUCUAAUACUUACAUAAUCCAAAAAAGCAGUACGGUUUGCCAUUACCUGAGAAUUAAAAAAAAAACAUAAAACCAAAAACUUGUAAUCAGCCAUAAAAGCAAAACGCGGUUUGCAAACCGACUUUCAAAAUAGUUACUUAUCUUGUCAGCAACAGAAAAAUAAGAAAAAUAAACAGUGAAACAAACCCCCAGUGAACAGGCUAAACAGAAAUACCAAAUACAUAAGUAAUUUCGGAGCUCAUGAACCCUAAGAAGAAAGAGACAGAAAAUGUUGAAUCACAAUACAACUGGAUGCAGAAAAAUGCGGCGUUGAACACG